Oncorhynchus kisutch (coho salmon) is the source of this 4798-nucleotide messenger RNA. RefSeq names its product spartin a (gene sparta). Gene Ontology annotation, biological process: cell division; negative regulation of BMP signaling pathway. The coding region runs from base 204 to 2084 and encodes 626 amino acids. The record is from RefSeq and is a predicted model, not a curated record. Gene Ontology annotation, cellular component: plasma membrane. Lineage: Eukaryota; Metazoa; Chordata; Actinopteri; Salmoniformes; Salmonidae. The transcript has 14 exons.
UUCGAGAAUGUCAGAUUUGCGUAUGUUUGGGGACAGCGAGACACAGCAGGAUAAGCGCACGUUGAUCCGAGAAAGAAAAACGUAUUUUUGAUAAAUGGCUACAAUGUUACUUCUCAUUAACUAACAUUGUCGUCUUAUUUCCAUUUCUGGAGUAGUUUGAAAUCACGGGUUUGCCGCUAAAGAUCUCCAGCCUGCAGUAAGACAUGUCGUUUGCAGAGUCAGCAGAGUUGCUGCUGAUAAGGGACCAGUAUGACCGUGCGUUGGAGUGUCUGACCAGGGGCCUGGCGGCUGACCAGGCAGGGCAGGGGCCCCAGGCCCUGGAGCUGUACAGGAGGGGCCGGCAGCACCUAACCCUGGGCCUGGAGGUCCCUACCAGGGGGCCACAGAACCAGGGAGCCCCAUGGGACACGGCCAGGCAGUUGCAGCAGAAGAUGAGGGAGACUCUAACUAACAUCAGCACCCGACUAGCAAACAUGGAGACAGCAGGGGUGGGGACGGCGGGCCAGGGAGGCCCAGCGUUGGUGGAUCUAGUGGAUCUCUCUUCCCAGUGCCUCUACCCCACCCUGGGGCCAUUGGUGCCCCCUAUGCCGCUGCCUGGUUCCUCCAACCCCCUCCCCCAUCUCUACCCCACACUGCCACCCGGGGCUACCCCAACAGACAGCCUCUCUGCCGGGGCUACAGGCAUCACCAUGGCCCCCUCCCUGCCCAUCCUCCCUGCCCUGCCCCUGGGGCUCCCAGGAGAGCAGCCCCCAGCCUACACCCCCCAGCCCACCGACGGGCACCACAGCCUGGCUUAUAGCCCAACCGGAGGAGGGGGUCUGGGGCUGGGGGGGCAGAUGGUGGGGGGACCUCCACAGCCCGAGGGAGGGGUAGGGGGGGACGGAGAGGAGCUUUUGUUCCUCCCUCGGGGGGUGCAGAUGUUUUUCGUGUCGUCGGAUGGCCAGGUGAGCGCCCCAUCGUACCCCGGUUAUCUACGCAUCAUCAGGUUCAGCAGCCAGCUCAAAGACAUGGCCAACGGAGGAGCAUCAGCCUUCCUACACGUGUGUGACUGGCUGUACCCCCUGACUCCAGACACCCCAGUGCUUCUGUCUACCUCUGGGAUCUUUAUGUUUCCUGACACCAUGGCGGGGAUACCCGGGUCCUACGUAGGGGUUGUGCUGUCCUCUGAACUGCCUGCAGCAGACAGACAUGCCUUUCAGGACCUCCUCUCACAACUCACUGAGCUACGGGUACAGGCUCCAGAGGAGGGGGCAGGGUCAGAGAUCAUGAACCUGAGUGAGAAGGUUCCCAUUGGUCCCCCUGUGGAGGGGGCGGGAGCAGGGACAGGGGAGGAAGAACUCCCCCUACCUGAAUGGAGCGAGAAGAUGUCCCAAGGCAUCCUGGCAGGUGCAUCGUGGCUGAGUAAAGGGUUUGUGCGUGGAGCGGAGGCCACAGGUAAGGCCAUCCAGAAAGGAGCGUCUAAGCUGAGAGAACACAUCACCCCAGAGAACGUCCCGGCUGAGGUCAGCCCUGGUGUUACCAAGGGCCUGCACCACGCAAAACAGGCCACCGGGGGUGCUGUUCGCGUCAGUCAGUUCCUGGUGGACGGAGUGUGUACCGUAGUAGGCUGUGUGGGGGAGAAGCUAGCUCCGCAUGUAAAGAAACAUGGCAGUAAACUUAUCCCUGAGUCCAUGAAGAACACUAAAGAUGGCCGCUCCAACCUGGAUGGCGCUAUGGUGGUGGCAGUCAGCAGCAUAAAGGGUCUCUCCGCUAUGUGGACUGGUUUGGAAACUGGAGCGAAGAACAUCGGCAAGAGUGUCACCUCUGAGACGGUCAUGACCGUGAAGCAUAAGUACGGUGAUGACGUGAGCAAAGCCACGAACACGGGCAUCCAAUCAGUGAUCAACGUGGGCGUGGCCGCGUUCAACGUGGACAACUUGGGUAUCAAGGGUGUCCUGAAGACCGCCGGAAAACAGACCGCUAAAGCUGUGGUCAAAGAGCGAAACAAUACCCCGCAGGUCGCAGUCGGAGACCACAACCACAACGGAGGACCAGAGGAGAAAGAGAUGUGGGAGAGGAAGAAGGAUGAGGAAGACAAGAAAUAGAUGUCAUACUCAUUUAUGUGGCUCUUGUCUAUUUGGCCCCUAUACAUUUUAGCCCCGAUAUCUUUAAGCUGUGUUCAUAGGCCCCUAUAUCUUAAGAACCACUCUGUGUGCUAAUAGGCCCCUAUAUCUUUUGGCCCCUCAGUGUGUCAAUAGACCGUGAUAUAUUUUAUCCCCUCUCUGUGCUAAUAGACUCAUAUCUUUUGGCCCUCUCUGUGUUCAUAGGCCCCUAUAUCUUUUGGCCCUCUCUGUGUUCAUAGGCCCCUAUAUCUUUUGGCCCCUCAGUGUGUCAAUAGGCCGUGAUAUAUUUUAUCCCCUCUCUGUGCUAAUAGACUCAUAUCUUUUGGCCCUCUCUGUGUUCAUAGGCCCCUAUAUCUUUUGGCCCUCUCUGUGUACAUAGGCCCUAUAUCUUUUGGCCCUCUCUGUGUUCAUAGGCCCCUAUAUCUUUUGGCCCCUCAGUGUGUCAAUAGGCCGUGAUAUAUUUUAUCCCCUCUCUGUGCUAAUAGACUCAUAUCUUUUGGCCCUCUCUGUGUUCAUAGGCCCCUAUAUCUUUUGGCCCUCUCUGUGUACAUAGGCCCCUAUAUCUUUUGGCCCUCUCUGUGUUCAUAGGCCCCUAUAUCUUUUGGCCCUCUCUGUGUUCAUAGGCCCCUAUAUCUUUUGGCCCUCUCUGUGUUCAUAGGCCCCUAUAUCUUUUGGCCCUCUCUGUGUUCAUAUAUCUGAAUGGGGUAAAUACUGUACAUGUAAGAAUCAUGGCUUUUCACUGCCUCCAGUUUGCAAAAAGGAGCUCGCAUCAUAUUGUUUUAAAAUCUAUCCAGACCUUUCGCUGUAGGGUGAAGUUGCCCCUAAAAGCUGAUCUUGGGUGCUGUUUUGUUCCAUCUCACCUUACUGUAUGUAGACUACUUAACUGUUCAUUCCUCUGAAUGUUGGAGCCAUAUUAAAUGAAGGAUAUGUUUCAUAGAAUGUGUAAUAUAUAACAUAUUUGUAUCUGUGCCAAAAUAUACUGAUAUAUCAAUGACACUGUUGUUGAUUUUCUCUGUGCUGUUUGUACUUAAACUGUCUAUUUUAUUAUUCAGUCAUUUGUUAUGAAAGGAUUUUCUGUCAUGUUAUUGUUGCUUCAUGCCCUUUGAUUGAUUGUCAGAUCAGAUGGAUCAGAAAUAGAAUCGAUUCACAAAUAAUAAUAAUAAUAUUUCGUUUAUUUGAACUGAAACGCAUGUAAGAGCCGCAUACAACAGUGCCGUCGUUUUUCAAAACGCAGGUGACGCGCUACUCCUUCAGAUCCUCUGAAAUCAACUUCCGACAACGUGCAGGACACGACUGUCUCCAUUGGCAACGAGGAGAACAAACUUUUGAGUUGAUGGCAACGUUGAGAAGAACAUCAUGGGAGAUGCGGACUUCAGCAAAUACGAUUUAGCACGUUUACAGGACGAGUUGGCGCAGGAGAGAGAGAUGAAAGAGAUGCUGCAGGAGUCUGUGUGUGAUCUGGGGAGCACCAUGACAGAGUUGGAGGAGAGACCUAAACAGUGUGAACCUUGAGGGUAAUGAGUGGAAGACCCGGUAUGACACGCAGGUGGAGCUGAACGGUCGGCUGAAACGUCAGAUCACACUUGUUCACGAAAAAAUGGAGGACCUGCGGAGAAACCCCAUGGAUCGAUUAGCCUCGAUACGAUCCUAUUAUGAGGUCCCAUUGGAUGCACUGAGGCAGAGGCUGAAGGUCCUGACCAAUGAGAAGGCAGCGCUGCAGGGUCAGCUGUUAGACUGCAGACUGAGGAUCGAACAGGAGGGGAAGGCCUUUUAUAAAGCCAACGCAGUGAGGCGUGUGUAUCUGUCAGAAAUAGCUAAGUUGUCAUCAACCCUGGAUGUCACCAGGCGUCAAUACCAGGUCCAGCCACAGAGGGAGAGGGCGCCAGAGAGCCAGCAGUACCCUGUCCAGCCACACAGGGCACCAGAGAGCCAUAUGAGGAAGUGAGUUCGUGCAGCCUCGAACCACAGAUCUAGGAUCAGUUUACUAGCCCAUCCAAUCCUAAAAGUCACCAUGAUAUGGGGGUGGAAUUAUAUCUGAUCGUGGAACUGUAGUUAUUUAAGGACAUUUCUGACUCAAUACAAACAUGUCUACUCAUCUGUGCUCUCUCUCACUCUCAUGACUACAUUCUGUAGUAGGGGCCCCAUAUUGUAGAACUACAUUCUGUAGUAGGGGCCCCAUAUUGUAGAACUACAUUCUGUAGUAGGGGCCCCAUAUUGUAGAACUACAUUCUGUAGUAGGGGCCCCAUAUUGUGUAACUACAUUCUGUAGUAGGGGCCCCAUAUUGUAUAACUACAUUCUGUCAGUGUCUGUCAAAUUAAGGUCUGCUGGUGGAUUAUUAAACACACACACACACACACACACACACAUUUCAACUACACAGAUUAAGAGAUAUCAUUGGGUUUGUGACUGUGAUGGGUUGUGAAUGACUUUGAACUUCACUUGACAUGUUUUGAGUUGACAGCUCAAAAGAAUUCCGUCAAGGCAGCUUGAGUUGUCAAAGUCAGAAUAUGUUCUGAAAUCAACUUCUCAAUGCCGGUUAUUUCGUUAUGUAAGGUAGUAGUACUUUUAUCAUAACAUUGCUUUUAAAAAUCCUCUGAUAUCAUCUUUAUAAUGUAUCAAAUCUGAAAAUGAUGAAGAUGUUGAUGUUUCAUUUGUAUGUUUGUUUAUUCAUAAAAUACAUCCAUCCAUCCAUCCA